Messenger RNA from Cuscuta campestris, 1298 nucleotides. The record is from the annotation of a GenBank genome assembly. Lineage: Eukaryota; Viridiplantae; Streptophyta; Magnoliopsida; Solanales; Convolvulaceae.
GUAACCUUGUGGGGCAACUCUAUAAAUAGUGGUUCAACAUCUGGAAUAAUAAGAAGAGAUAUUUUUCAUCCUAAUCCACUUUCCACCAAAGAAUUCUCUUUUUCUCUCCUUUCUGUUAUUAGCUAUGAGAUUUCCUUCUUCCCUACGAAAUCUCCUCGCCGUUAACAUUGGUAUCAGAGCGGUUCUUUCCGGCUGAGAGCUGGCGAUUACGAGACGCAAAGCAGCACAGAUGGCAACAAUAGAGGAGGCCUUGAAAGCUUUGGUGGAUCAGAAAAAGGUGUUCGCAAUCCAGAUGGAACAACAAAAUCGCAAGAUCGAGGAUCAACAGGCGAUGUUUCGACAGAUAAUGGAGCAGAUCAAGUCUAUCGCCCAGGGGGAAUCAACUUCUACACCUGGAAGCAAGCGGAAUCAGGAGAGGAGAUCAGAAUCAGACAACCCGAGGCAAUUACAUUUCAAUCCCAAGGUAGAGUUUCCUCAAUUUGAUGGAUCAAAUGUUCGAAAUUGGAUAAAAAAAUGUGUGAAGUAUUUCAUGUUGUGCCGAAUUCCUGAGGAGAAAAAAGUUGAUCUAGCCUCUCUGUAUAUGACCGGGAAGGCUGAGAUGUGGUAUAGUAGUUAUACUAUAGGGAGGAACAACAUUAUGUUGGAGGAUUUUGUUGUAGACUUGUGUGCCAGAUUUAAAGACGAGCUGGGAUCAAAAUUGGUUGAAGAAUUCAAUAAACUGCAGCAGGGGGGAAACUUAGAGGAGUAUGUGGAUAAGUUUGAGGAAUUAAAGUCUUGUAUGUUGAUGAAGAAUCCCCUCCUUCCCCCUAAACACAUGUUGGACAGUUUCAUUGGAGGCCUCAAACCCCAUCUCAAGGCUUAUGUGAGGGCCUUUAAACCUGAAUCACUGGCGGAAGCAAUUGAGUAUACAAGGUGUCAAGAGGAAACUGUGCAGGCCAUAAAAGUGCAGGACAGAAUAAGCAAACCAGUUUUUAACAGCAAUAAAGCCUUGUUACCAACCCCUAAUAGUGCUAAGCCUGUUAAUUCAUUACCUGUGGCAAACCAGCCUAAGUUCAUUCCAGCAGCAGGGGAGAAGAGAUUGAGCCAUGGGACCCAGAACCUCAAAUGGAAGAAGAGAGACCUCUGAUUUCAGGGUCAGGUUUGAGUUGCCGGUGGAAUGAUCUGAAGUGGAGGAAGAUCUAGAACUUUGGAUUUGAAGAUUAGGAAGGAAUGGGAAUCGGGUGCAAGGAUGCACAGGUUGAGGUUGAUGAAGAUCUAGAAGUCUAGUUUUGAUUUUUGAAGAAACGGGCAAGUGGGUU